UUAAAACCCUAAAUUCCAAAAAAAUAGUAAUAAAUAAAUCCUAUAGCAAUACAACUCAGUUGCUCCAUUGAAACCACAAAUUGGAAUCACACUGAACUCAACUGGCCGGAAAACCAAAGGUUGCCGGAAACGUUGACGGAGUUGGUUGUCGUCGGAAGUUAGAACGCAAUAAUUCGUUUAGGAAUGUCGGAGAAAAAGCCGGUGGUUGGACUCUCAUGGCAACCGAAGUUGCCUUUUACUUCUCUGUCAAAGGCUACAAAUGAUCACUCUCAAGCCCAAUUUCAAGCCAAGGGAACGCAUAGCACUAUUUGGAAACCAAAUUCAGAAUUGGUUAGUGGGCUAUUGGUUCCUCCCAAUGAUCCCAGAAAAUUAAAUAAGUUAUUGAGACAGCAAGUUAAAGAUACUGCUGGAAAAAGAUGGUUUGACAUGCCUGCUCAAACCAUGACCCCUGAACUGCAGAGAGAACUGAAGUUACUAAAGUUGAGGGAUGUCAUUGAUCCAAAACGGCACUACAAGAAGGGUGAUUCAAAAUCAAAGACUCUUCCAAAGUACUUUCAGAUAGGAACAAUUGUAGGUUCCUCGCUGGACUACUUCUCAGGAAGAUUAACAAAGAAAGAGAGGAAAGAGUCGUUUGCAGAUGAGUUGCUUGCUGAUCAAAAUAAUUCAGCUUACAGGAAGCGUAAGGUUCAAGAAAUCGAAGAGCAGAGGCAACCAGCUGGGAAUAAAAAGUGGAAGAACAAUGGCCAAAGUACUUGGAAACGGGCAAAAGAAAGGAGGAAGUUCUGAAAUUGACAGACUUUUUGGAGUUUAUUACAUUCAGUUUUGUUCACAUGCCAGGAAAUUAAUGCAAUGAAACAGUUUAUAAUUACUUAUAGCAGUUUAUAAUUAGUUAUAAUUACUUAUAGUGUUUACUCCCUGUCUCAUAAAAGUGUUUCAUUUUUACUUUUUCUGUGUUAAGAUAGUUGUUUAUUUACAAUUUUAAUAUAGCAUUUAUUAUUAUUUUUCUA
This is a messenger RNA of Vicia villosa (hairy vetch), 1007 nucleotides long. RefSeq names its product rRNA-processing protein fcf2-like. Gene Ontology annotation, biological process: RNA processing. The record is from RefSeq and is a predicted model, not a curated record. Gene Ontology annotation, molecular function: RNA binding. The transcript is spliced from 6 exons. NCBI's taxonomy places the organism in Eukaryota, Viridiplantae, Streptophyta, Magnoliopsida, Fabales, Fabaceae. The coding region runs from base 184 to 786 and encodes 200 amino acids. Gene Ontology annotation, cellular component: nucleolus.